Messenger RNA from Sitodiplosis mosellana (orange wheat blossom midge), 1401 nucleotides. RefSeq names its product BTB/POZ domain-containing protein 6-like. Gene Ontology annotation, biological process: neurogenesis. The record is from RefSeq and is a predicted model, not a curated record. NCBI's taxonomy places the organism in Eukaryota, Metazoa, Arthropoda, Insecta, Diptera, Cecidomyiidae. Gene Ontology annotation, molecular function: protein binding. Bases 414 to 1253 code for a protein of 279 amino acids. The transcript is spliced from 2 exons. Gene Ontology annotation, cellular component: cytosol; P-body.
UCGAGGAGUUGUGAAGGAACAAAUUAUUAUUUCAGCUCUUGUUUUUAAUUUUGUUUAAAAUUGCAAAAAAAAAUGUGGGCAAUCUUAGCCAUUGUAGUCCAUUUUUCAGUUUGAGAAGCAAUGAUUGAUUUUUCGCGUAUAAAUGAUUCGAAGAACGGAUCAUUUUUGUGCCAAUUGAUAGGUUUAUGUCCAAGUAAUGUCGACAAUUGUGCAACGCACCAACUAUACAAAACGAUCGUAUGAAUGUGUUUGUGUCGAAUGCCGCCAAAAUUACGCAUACUCUUCCCUGUGUUGUCAUCGAAAUCACAGCUUCUCUCACAAUUAGAUAAACUGACAUCGAAACGAUUUGGUAGACUAGGUUAUUUUGUGUCGUAUUAAAAGUAUUCUUUAGCGUAAAAAUUCAUUCACAAUCAAUGGACACAUUAGCACCGAAACUAUCGUUUCAGCAAAUGAAUUGUUUGUACCAAAACAAGGAUGACACGGCUGAUGCGUAUUUCCAAUUCGAUGAGUCGGGCCAAGUGAAGCGGCUUUCGGCACACAAAAUCAUUUUGGCGGCGGGAAGCUCUGUUUUCAAAGCCAUGUUCUACGGUGACCCGAAAGAAGAGGGUGACGUCGAAAUCGUGGAUGCAGCAUCGACGGCGUUCGGAAUGUUUCUACAAACCAUCUAUCAGAUGCACGGAAACAUCGACAUGGAAAAUGUGGGCGAAGUGAUGCGUUUGGCCGACAAAUACGAAUGCAAUGGUGUCAUGCAAAUCUGUGCAAGCUACCUCCAUCCUCAGGUCAAUGUAAAUAAUGUGUGUUGGGUGCUUGAUUUUGCACUCAAGUACAGUUUUCAGAAACUAGAACAAUGCUGCGCAAUCAUGGCUACGCUCCAACCAGUUGGCGUUUUACAAUCGGAUGCGUUCGCAGAAAUGGAUCACUCAGCACUUGUUCACGUACUUCAACUGGUCGAAAACCUGCUCAGCCAGAAAAUCAUCUUUGGCAGUUGCAUCAAAUGGGCCAAAAAAUCAUGCGAAAAACAGUUGAUUGAAGCGACACCGGGAAAUCUGCGUAUAGAAUUGGGUGGCAGUUUUUCGUCGAUCGAUUUCAAACAAAUGAGCUUGGGCAUAUUCGUUGAAAUUCAACGCUUGCAUCCAUUUUUCAGCUUCGAGGAGUACGUGAAUAUCUUCGAAGGCAUUGCUAAUGCGGAGAAGCAAAGAAAUCAAAAAGAAGAAAUUGACGACUUUGAUUUUUCUCCAAGUGAAUUCGAAUAAUCGGCUAAAAAAAUGGCUGAGAAUAAAGUAAAAACUCCACGAAAAUAUUGCUAAAACACAAAUACAUCAUAAAACGGAUAAGUAACCAUCAAUAUGUCAGAACACCUCAAAAUAAAGUUGAAUUUAACACCAACGCGGUAGUAAAUCA